AUGGACGUUCACGUUCUUGUCUACGAUCUGUCGGGCGGUCUUGCCAAGCAGAUGUCCAUGCGCAUGCUGGGAUUCCAACUCGACGCCAUCUACCACACUUCCAUAGAGCUUGAUGGAAUGGAAUAUGUCUAUGAUGGCGGCCUCAAUGCCAUCAAACCCGGCAGCUCUCAUCUGGGCCGACCUCUACAGCGGAGACACCUUGGUCGAACAGAGUUGCCCCUCGGAGUCAUCGUAGAGUACCUGGAAUCGCUAAGAGAGAUCUAUACGCCUCAAGCAUACGACCUAUUCCGACACAACUGCAAUAACUUCAGUAAUGAUUUCUCGACGUUUCUUGUUGGGAAAGGCAUACCGGAGCACAUUACGAACAUGCCUCAAGCAGUACUCGACUCACCAUUUGGCAGAAUGAUGCAGCCUCAGUUGACGCGGAUGGUUGAGCAGAGGAAGGCUCAGCAGGGCGGCCUACUUGGCAUCCAGAACACCGCUCAGCAGCAGUCCAACGGGUCCGGCGCACCUGCACUUCCUCAGCCUCCAGCGGUAGUCAACGUUACCAGCCUUGGGGAACUGAACAAGGCACUCGAAGAUGCUAAGAAGUCGUGCGCCAUAAUAUUUUUCACCUCCACAACUUGCCCGCCAUGCAAGAUGCUUUACCCCUUAUACAACGAAUUGGCCGCGCAGCAUGGGAAGAACGUAACUCUCAUCAAGGUGGAUACAUUACAUGCAUACGACAUUGCCCAGAAGUACUCAAUCAGGGGUACACCUACGUUCAUGACCUUCGUCAAGGGCAAGCAGGAAGAACAAUGGGUUGGCGCCGAUGCGGGUUGCUUGAGGGACACCGUCGGGCUGCUGGCGCAGAUGGCACUUCCCUCCCACCCUCAUCGACUGCUUCAGCUGCCACACCUUGCGAAUCCAGACGCGAAGCCCGUGGUAUUCACCAAGGUUCCUCCGCUUCCGAAGCUGCUGUCAAAAAUGGGCAAUGCUGCGAACGACGCGUCGGUUCAAGGGGUCAAGCAAUUCAUCGAAACAAGAUCUGCUCAAGGACCAUCCGGAGCAACACUGCCCAACCUACAAGCGUUUUCCAACUUCCUGCGCAAGUCUGUGACAGAACUCCCCAAGGAAGUCCUGUUCACCAUCGUGGACCUCUUCCGAUGUGCUCUGAUUGACCCACGUGUGAGUGGUUACUUUGCCGAGGAAGCCGACCACAAGACUGUCAUCGCGGUAUUGAAUGCUGUGGACGGAGACGCCGAGUGCCCCUACGCUCUCAGGCUGGUAACAUUACAGAUGGCUUGCAACUUGUUCUCAAGCCCACUCUACCCGAGUCAGAUCCUUGGCCAGGCUUUGUUGCGAACUCCCAUCACGCAGCUCAUCUCGGCAAGUUUCCUGGAUGAAAGCCACAAAAACACUCGGGUGGCGGCAGCUUCGUUGUUAUAUAACGUUGCUUGCGCCAACAGUCACAGGAGGGAAGAGUCGGGCGAUGUCCUGCCGGAAGAGGACCAGAUAGAACUCGCAGCAUCAGUGCUAGAGACUAUAUCGCAAGAGGAGUCGUCCAAUGAGGCUCUUCAUGGGAUGCUGUUGGCGUUGGGAUUCCUGGCAUAUUGCAUGCCUAUGGAAGGAGACUUGGUAGACCUCUUGAGGACAAUGGGCGCUCAAGGGACCAUCUUAGCCAAGAAGAAGCAGUUCCCGAACGAACCACUGAUCAACGAGGUCGGGAAUGAGUUGCUGGGAAAGGGACUUGUGAAGAAGUAG
Messenger RNA from Anthostomella pinea, 1743 nucleotides. Lineage: Eukaryota; Fungi; Ascomycota; Sordariomycetes; Xylariales; Xylariaceae. The record is from the annotation of a GenBank genome assembly.